AUGGCGAAGAAGAGUAGCCCCCAAGAAACGCCCACAAAAGGGCACCAACCCGACGUCGUCGACAGGCUGAGCGAACUCUCCGACGACCUCCUCCUCCCCAUCCUCACCGCCGCCGAGCUCGACAUGGUAACCGCCGUCCGCACCACCCUCUUCAACACCCGCUGGCGCCUCUUCUGGAAGUCGUUCCCCUCCCUCUGGAAAUCCUCCCCGUCCCUCCGAUUCGAAGCCGCCGGGAUCCCCCCGGCCCGAUUCCACCGGCUCGUGGAGAACGCGCUCGACCACCGCGACCCCCGCUCCCCGCUCCGCCUCCUCUCCCUCACAGCAGCAGCAACCGCCGACGUCGCCGCCACCACCACCAUUUCCACCGAAUGGGCCCGCGUGCUGGACCGAAUCCACGACUACGGCCCGGCCCACCGAGUCCCAACACUCCGGUUCUCGGCCCAAGCCCAAACCGCCAACCGGCCCGUAUACUUCUCCGCGAGAUUCGCCUGCCUCUGCUCCGCCGUCCAAAACCUCGACCUCUCCCUCCUCAUCUUCGACCUCGACGAACUCCGGUCCAUUGCCUCGAAUUUCGCGUCCGUGACGUCACUCCGCCUCCACCGCUGCGUCAUCCGGCGAUCCUCCUCCUCCUAUUCCUCCUCCUCGCCGUUCGAUUCGAUCCCGUACCUGAAGAAGCUGGAGCUGGCCGACUGCCAGUUCGAGGCGGCCGCCGUCACGGUGUCGGGGAACUUUCUGGCGGAGAUCGUCAUCGUGUUCUCCGACACGGCGCCGCCGCAGCCUCGGUUCAAGAUUUCCGCGUCGUGCUGCCGGUUCCUGACGUGCAGGGGAAUCUACCUCGAUUACUCUGUGAGCGCGGACCUCCCGUCGCUGGAAUCGUUGGAAUUGGACGCCCGGCUGAGGGUGGACUACGCCUAUCCAAUUACCGCGGAGGAGUCGAGUCUUAUGUUCGUCCGCGUCUUCGAGAAGUUCGGCAACGCAGAGCGUGUCAAGCUGUCUCCCAAUUCCAUCAAGGCGCUAACCUGCGUUCCGGGAUUGCUGGAAGAACAGGCUUCUCCAUUCCAAAGGAUGAAGCUUGUGGAGCUCUAUGGUGGAAUACCCACCAUUAAAGAGUUUAACUCUGUGAUAAGUUACUUGUUCCACGACAAUAUUCGAGGGCCUGCUCUCUUCCACCGCUUAAAUGCCGGCGGCGACAACUCCCGACGACCGGUCGUUGUACGCAAGAGUGACUUACUAUCCUUGGCUCCAAGAUGAGAUCAGGGUUUAGACGGAAGAGAUCGACUGGUGUACGUAAUUAGUUUUAAGUAAAUAGUGAAAAAUGCACGUCCUGCUGCUAGGCCGGCUUCUUAGUUCUUGUCCCUUAAAGAUUUUGUUACAUUUAACUUUUGGUUCAGAUAACAAACAAUUCAAAAACCUUUGUUUGAUGUUUAGAUUAAUUUUUAUCUUGGAAUUUAUUGGUGUAACUUUAGAAUAUCGCAUGAGAAAAGGAAGAAGCAAAUCAAUUGAUGGAGAUUAAAAAGA
This is a messenger RNA of Linum tenue, 1518 nucleotides long. The record is from the annotation of a GenBank genome assembly. NCBI's taxonomy places the organism in Eukaryota, Viridiplantae, Streptophyta, Magnoliopsida, Malpighiales, Linaceae.